This is a messenger RNA of Trachymyrmex cornetzi, 559 nucleotides long. RefSeq names its product dynamin-like protein A. The record is from RefSeq and is a predicted model, not a curated record. Bases 9 to 320 code for a protein of 103 amino acids. Lineage: Eukaryota; Metazoa; Arthropoda; Insecta; Hymenoptera; Formicidae. The transcript has 2 exons.
UGGAUGAGAUGUUUGGACAAAAACCAUGGGUGACGCCAAUUUUAACUUUAGAUUCUUCAAACAGGAAUAUAUUAUCCCCUGCCAGUUCUACUUCAAACAACAACAGUAACAUCAGUAGUAACACUUACAAUGAGAUCUCUUCAUCUCCACAAUCUUCUAAAAGUUCUCGAAAACGACAGAAAGUAACUCAAGAUACUGCGUUAGAAAAAUUACUCGCAGUUAUGGAAGAAAAUAAAGAAGAAAGGAAAAAAAUGCAUAACGAGGCUGUGGAAAGACAAGAUCGAAUGUUAAAUAUCUUAGAAAAAAUUGCCAACAAAUAACAACGAAUCUACUUUUCUUGGUGAUUUCCAACUGUGAUUUUUUUUUAAGUUUGGCUUUGACAUUAGUAUGUUUAAUUAAUUUUAGUGAGAUGUUAAUGUGGGCUGUGCUCUUUUACCACAAAUGAUUUAUUUUUAUUAGAAUAAGUGAAGCCAAUGAUAAGCCAAAGAUAAGAGAAAACAUUAUUUUCAUAUAUUUCUCAUGUCAAAUAUCGCACAUCACAACACGCUAAAACAUAAUA